AGAAUUUCUAGCACUCAUACGGUAGUAUUAUUAUAGAUACAUUAUGGUUAAAGCCCAUGAAAUAUAAAAGCACUUGUGCAUGCAUUUGUGCAAAAUAUGAAAAGAUCAUUUUUACCUAUAAAGUGUGAACAAAAAGAAAUAUUUGGCUGUCCAUGGAUUUUUUUUUUACAGCUCUCACUUCCCCUAAGGAGCCUUCUUACUAAUGUGCUCAAUUAAUUAUAUAGGACAGACUAGGCAAUAAAACCAAUCUGGCCUGGCCUAAAUGGAUACCUCAAUGCACAGGGGGAUGGAUAGUGUACUUCCCAGAAAAAGAUGUAAUAAUCACUACAGAUAAGUAUAAGACUGAUGCUCAUUUGCACAUAUACAAUACAUGUUAUGACAGGAUGCAAGAUAAUCCUGUUUGACGCUUUGGUAGAAAAAUCACACUGUGGGUUAUGGUAAGUCUCCUUAAGAGAGUAGUGGAAACAAUAAAGGCACCCCCUGCAGUAGAGAUCUAAUAUUGGCACACAAAGCAGCUGGCAGACUGUCCACUGUAAUUUUAGCGCACACUGAUGCAGAGGAAAGAUUUAAUGGGCAGUGGUCGGCAUACCCUCUUCUGAGGACGUAAAGGAGACAGAGUGGAGUGAGCAGAGAGGGAGGGGAGAAGUGGGAGAGGGCGGUGAGGAGAGAGAAAGGCAGCGUGAGAGGGCUGCUGUGGCUCAGAAAUAAAGUCAGGCAACUACCUGGAGCAGCAUGACUCUUUUAACACUUGGACUGUAUCUGCCACUGUGGUGCUGUUAUGGCCUGGCUCAGUCCUCAUUUCUGGACAGCUUUAUUUCAUUCCCAGCAGCUCUCAGAUCCCAGGAGCAGCAGAAGAGAUUCAGCCCAUGCUGUUUGCUGAGUCCACCUCCACCCCCGCUGUUUCCUCCACCCCCUUCACUUUGGCGCCGCCACGCUCAUAAUGAAGAUGUUUCUAUUACUAAUGGUGGUCAAUCAGAGACAGGCACUGAGGAGAAGGGGUCUGCCUGUGCCCAAGGCCCUCCUGGGCCUGCUGGUCCACCUGGACCUCAGGGUCCACCUGGAUUGCCUGGUAUAGGAGGGCCUAAAGGGGAAAAGGGAGAAAUUGGAAGACCUGGACAAAAGGGACGGACAGGUCCGCCUGGACUUCCUGGAAAGCAGGGACUAGCAGGAUGGCCAGGACCAAGCGGGCCCAAAGGUGAGAAAGGUGAUCCAGGGCUGAUGGGUUUGCCUGGAGCCAGAGGACCAAUUGGGCCAAGAGGUUUACCAGGGUAUAAAGGGGAAAAGGGUUCUCGAGGAGACCGUGGUGAGAAUGGAGUUAAAGGUGACAAGGGCGCAAUGGGUUUCCCAGGAAUGCUGGGACAAAAAGGUGAAAUGGGUCCGAAGGGUGAACCAGGACUGUCUGGAAACAGAGGACCCACUGGUCGGCCAGGAAAGAGAGGCAAGCAGGGUAUAAAAGGAGACCCAGGCAGUCUAGGUCCCAUGGGACCUGCAGGUCCACAGGGUACUCCAGGCCAUCCUGGUCCUCCUGGCACACCUGCUACAGGACUUUACAUGGUUGGAACAAAGGGUGCACGUGGCCCUCCAGGACCUCCUGGAAAGUGUAGCUGCAGCUCUCUCAGUAAUUCUCCAUUUGAUGAUUACUCAUCCAGAGGAAACUAUCCAAAAGUACCAGCGAUAUUUGUGGUAAGUAAUGAGGAAGAACUGGAGCAUCUUCACACAGAUAAUGCUCUUGCAUUCCGCAAAGAUCAGCGGUCUCUCUACUUCAAAGACAUUGACGGCUGGCUACCAAUCCAGACUUUCCCAUUCCAGCUGACACCGUUCCAAUCAAUGGAAAAUGCGCCUGAUGAUGAGGGUUACUGCGGUGAUGGGAUUGUGCAGAUUUCCAAUGGGGAGGAGUGUGAUGACAGAAACAGAGUUGUCACUGACGGUUGUGUCAAGUGUAAACACGCCUACUGUGGGGAUGGAUAUCGCUACGAGGGGGCUGAGGAGUGCGAUGGAAAAGACUUUGGAUACCAGACAUGUAAUUCAUAUCUUCCAGGGUCAUAUGGUCACCUGAAGUGCACACCAUACUGUGUUAUUGACUCAACAAACUGCAAGUACUUCACUUGAGGUGGAGGCUGGACAGUGCAGCGGGAUCCUCUGUUAUUUGCGUGACACAUAACAGGAAUAUUUUCAUGCAAAAAAAAAGAACAAUAAGGGACAAGCAAGAGACUCUGAAAGAAGAGGCAGCAAACGAUGAUGACAGAAAUAAACAUAACACAUAUAUAACUCCUCUAUUGCUGCUAAGAUGCCACGUAGCUUCCUGGAGUUAUAGAAUCAGUCGAUGGAGGCGAAACCUUCACACAUAAGCAAUGCGCAGGACAACUGCGCUCCGUCUUAACAAGCAGGACUCAAGAUUGACCUCAUCACCAUGCCCGACUGAACCGGAACCAGCCUCUGGAUCCAGCAGUUGUGUGACAACCAUGUAGAGACUUCAUUAGGUGGCAGUAGGAAAUUUUGCAGAGGAUCAGUGGCAGGGCCAGAGGCAUAUUAAUCUUGACCCAGUUACUGGUAUAAAUAAAUGAAUAAAUAAGAAGAGAUGGUAGGACAUCCAGAGUCAUGGCCCCAGGUAUUCUACUGGAGUUUGAAUGACAGUGCACAGCAUUUGCAUGAGGCUAGGAUUACCAAAUGAGCGACAGCAGCUGUCACUAUCCAAGCAUGUAACCUAUCACUUCUAAUUGCCACAACAAGGCUUGUACUGUUUAAUCUCAAUAUCACAUCAGUCACUCAAUAUCACAUCAGUCACAAUUAUAGCUGGAAAUGUAAAACCAGGUGAAGAAUGAGAUCAGUGUUUGCCUGGGAUGAGGAUUAAGGCAAAUAUAGUGUAAUAUAGUGUAUUAAAGAUGUGUUUCCACUAAUGAAGCCUAAAAAAAUCACUUCAAGCCACACCCUACGUCUCCCAGGACCUUGGAAACCUCUGUGGCUCUGUUAGCUUGUGAUGGUACUGUACUUGACAAGGACAUGGUCAACUUUAUACAUCCAGUAACUUCUCAGGAACCAACAGGUAACGUAGCUCCAUGUACUAGACUCCACAGGCAUCCUCUACGACUCUGUAGAUUAAAUGGCAGUGACUGUACGCAGAGGCACACAGGUAUAAGAAACUGAAACAUUACAUUUAAUGCAUCAGUGAUGUGCAGUUCUGUACAAUGGAGUUCCUCCCCUAUGCUUCACUGAGAAAUGAAUUAUGCUGUAUGUGAAGGCUUGAAACUGUUAUGUCCUUAAUUAUAUCACUGCACAGGAAAGGCUGGAAUUGUCUGUAGCUGCUAAAGGGGAGGAAUUCAAUUCCAGUCUGUUUUAUGAUCAUUACUGUAUUUACUCUAAUACCUCUUUAUCCAGUCUUUCUGUCUUACAGUAUACAGCAACGGAUACUCAACAGUAAACUUAACCGUGUAAAUGUAGUCUGCUGUGUCUUGGGCACCAAUGGUGAAAAUGACUUUGCCGAUAUAAGCUGACAUUUUCCAUAAGCUACUGUAGGAGUCGCAGUGCCAAGGGAGACCUUUUCUUAGCCAUAUUUAGCUGUUGGUGGUGUUCUAAGAUCAACCUCUGUUAAAGCAGGUGUACAUACAAAAAGAUAAAGACUGUUACUAUAUUGUGUCUGCAUGCUAAUGAGUGUGAAAUGCUUCCACUUUGUCCAUGUCUGUUUUGUAACUCAUCAUUGCAUUCAUCAGCAUAGCAGGUGUCUUAAAAGAUGUCAGUCUGUGCAGAGUGUAGAAAAAUACUGUAUGUAUGACACACUUUACACAAUAGUUGUGUGAUAAACUGUGCAUAAACAUGCACAAAGACGAAAUGCCUUUUGGAAACUAUGUGGACUGUUCUGUCUGUGGCCUGUACUGCUGAGUUGUAUCUUGUACUGUGUAUGCACAAAAAUCCUGAAACUUAACAUGCAUGUGGUGACGUACUGUGAGGCUUUAAAAACUAUAGGAUGCACUGUGACUGAGAUAGUGAUUUUUUUUCUCUUUUAUUAUUCUCAUAUGAUUUAUACAGUGGUUGUGGGCAAUUAAAACUGAAAAUAAAAUGGGAAUUAAAUAA
Messenger RNA from Sphaeramia orbicularis (orbiculate cardinalfish), 4068 nucleotides. RefSeq names its product collagen-like tail subunit (single strand of homotrimer) of asymmetric acetylcholinesterase (gene colq). Bases 733 to 2109 code for a protein of 458 amino acids. Gene Ontology annotation, biological process: extracellular matrix organization. The record is from RefSeq and is a predicted model, not a curated record. The transcript has 17 exons. Gene Ontology annotation, molecular function: extracellular matrix structural constituent conferring tensile strength. Lineage: Eukaryota; Metazoa; Chordata; Actinopteri; Kurtiformes; Apogonidae.